Trematomus bernacchii (emerald rockcod) is the source of this 3468-nucleotide messenger RNA. It is a transcript of the gene gatad2b, whose product is annotated as GATA zinc finger domain containing 2B. Gene Ontology annotation, biological process: negative regulation of transcription by RNA polymerase II. Gene Ontology annotation, molecular function: sequence-specific DNA binding. The transcript has 11 exons. The coding region runs from base 159 to 2003 and encodes 614 amino acids. Gene Ontology annotation, cellular component: NuRD complex. The record is from RefSeq and is a predicted model, not a curated record. NCBI's taxonomy places the organism in Eukaryota, Metazoa, Chordata, Actinopteri, Perciformes, Nototheniidae.
GUCUAGCUGCACCGAGGGGUGAGCGUCUGCCGAGGCCCAAUCAGCGGCUCAGUGCUGCCUGCCGGUGCCGGAGACUGGUGGUGAGGAGCCGCUGCAGCGCGUCAGGACCGGACCGUGAACCCGGAGACGGUACACACUGAGGCGAAAAGAGACACAGGAUGGAGCGGAUGUCUGAGGAGGCGCUGAGGCUCAACCUGCUGAAGCGAGGCUUAGAGUCCCCCAACGAGCGAGAGGAGGCCCUGGCCAAACGCCUCAAAAUGGAGGGCCACGAGGCCAUGGAGCGCCUCAAGAUGCUGGCUCUACUCAAACGCAAGGACCUCGCUGACCUGGCAGCCCUGGAGGUCGGGGGGCCCCUGGGGGAAGGGAAGGGGCCCGGAGCCAGCAGCCUCCACCACCAGAGCCUCAUGGGAGGUGCCUACGAGGAAAAGAUGAACGGGAGUCUGAGGCUGGCGGGCCACGGCAGCCAUAUUGGAGCCAGUAAGAACGGGAAGGAGAACAUGAUGGAUGAGCCGGUGGACAUGAGCGCUGGGAGGAGAUGCGAGGCUGAGCAUGACAGACGGACUCCGUCUCCAGACGUCAUCAUCCUGUCAGACAACGAGGCGUCCAGUCCCAGAACGACGCCGCGCCCUGAGGAGCGCCUGCACCAGGCCAACCUGGACCUGUUCAAGGGGAAGACGGUGGAAGAGAGGCAGCAGAUGAUCAAGGCUCUGAGGGAGGAGCUGCGCCUGGAGGAGGCCCGCCUGGUGCUGCUCAAGAAGCUCCGGCAGAGUCAGAUGCAGAAGGAGAACGUGGUGCAGAAGGUCCCCGUGGUGCAGAACGCUGCCUCCUCUGUGCAGGCCCCCCCCAUGCACAGCUCUCAGGGCCUGGGGAAGCUGCCUGUGAGGCCGGGCAUGCACAACCCGGAGCCCCAGAACCUCCGCACGGCACAGGGUCACACGGUUAUCAGGUCAGCAGCCAAUGCUAACCUGCCCCCCAUGCUGAUGUCUCAGAGAGUGAUAGCCCCCAACCCUUCCCAGCUGCAGGGCCAGAGACUGUCCUCUAAGCCCGGGAUGUCCCGCUCCAGCUCCAGCAUGGCCAACGCCGUCAGCUACCAGCAGCAUCAGAGAAUGUGUGUCUCCCUGCAGGCCAGCCAGCAGGUGGCAGCCUCCCAGCGCUCAGGCUCCAGUGCCAUGUACAUGAACCUGGCCCACAUGCAGGCGGCCGCAGCAGCCGGGGGGGGUAUGGGCGGGGCUUCGGCCGUCAGCCCCUCCACCAUGUCCAGCUCGGCGGGCGGAGUCAGCUCCAUCGCAGACCAGGCCAGCAGCCAGGCGGCCGCCAAGCUGGCCCUGAGGAAGCAGCUGGAGAAGACCCUGCUGGAGAUCCCCCCACCCAAACCCCCCGCCCCGCUGCUCCACUUCCUGCCCUCUGCCGCCAACAGCGAGUUCAUCUACAUGGUGGGGCUGGAGGAGGUGGUGCAGAGUGUGCUCGACAGUCAGGGUAAACUCAGAGGCACGCUGGGCCGGAUGGAGCCGUUCUUCUGCGCCCAGUGCAGAACCGACUUCACCCCCCACUGGAAGCAGGAGAAGAGCGGGCGGAUCCUGUGUGAGCAGUGCAUGACCUCCAACCAGAAGAAGGCUCUGAAGGCGGAGCACACCAACCGGCUGAAGAACGCCUUUGUGAAGGCCCUGCAGCAGGAGCAGGAGAUAGAGCAGAGGCUGCAGCAGCAGGCCGCCCUCUCCCCCAGCUCGGCCCCCACCGGCCCCAACGCCUCUAAGACUGACUCCAUGAUCCGACACCAUGCACUCCGCCAGGCCCCCAGCCCCAGGCCUCCAUGCAGAGAGGCCUGUCUAACUCAGCGCGGGGCGUCCUGUCUAACUUCGCCCAGGCCUCCCAGCUGUCUGUGGCCAGCAGCCUCAUGGGGAUGGACCAGGCGGCAAAGCACUGUGGCAGCGGGGGGGGCAGCGGCAGCAGCAACAGGAUGCAGCACGACAGCCGCCGGCAGAUCUACAACAUCCCAGGGUUAAAUAUCGCCUAUCUGAACCCCGCGGCGGUGGGGGCCCAUAAGAGCUCCAGCUUAGCGGACCGGCAGAGAGAGUACCUGUUGGACAUGAUCCCCCCUCGAUCCAUAUCGCAGUCCAUCAGCGGACAGAAAUGAGCCCAUCUGAAGCCCCCCCAUCCUGCCCUCCUACCCCAUACUGAAGCACUCCCAGAUCGACCACCACCCCCCCCAUCGCAUGCAGGCCUGUCCGUGUGCCUACUUGAACACCAACCCAUGAAACCCACGAGUCGGACAAAGACACUAAACUGUCGGUGCAUCUCAGAUGUUCUUCUUAUAGUACAGCUCUUCUUCUUCGUCAGCGUUGUUUAACAAUUAUAAUUCCCAUUAUUAUCGCUGUUGGUAGCACUAUUAUUAUACCUGCAACUACCACGUUUGCUUCAGUUUACUCAUUAUGCUUUUUCUUUUAUACGUGUUUGCUCCGUUUUUGUUUCCCUCUUUUACUUUGGAGCAGUGACAGGAAAUCACCGUUAGAGCUCCACCAUCACGUAGGAUUAAGACCUGAUUAUUGCUAGUAACAGAAGAUCAACAGGGUGCAUUCUGGUUGCUAUGCCAACAUAAAGUUUAACAGCUUUGUAAAAAGUGUUAGCUCUUUAACUUGGAGAAGAACAAAGUUAAAAAUACUGAUAGGAACAAACCCCCACUCUCCCCUGGUGAAAGGGCCAGUUUCAGGAUCUGUGACCACCGACAGCCAGCAGCUGAAGCUUCGAUUUCAACUCCACCUGAGUCGGGGGGGGGAAUCUGGAACCCACAGGAGGGGGCCCAUGUGUACUGAAGAGAAGAUCAGAGUUUGGAAAAGCUUUUCCCCAUUCCCCAUCAGAGGCUCAUCAGGGGACUCUUCCUGUCAGCCCCUCCCCCGCAGAUCACCAGGUGGAUGUAGGUGUAGUCUGUCAUGAGCACUGACACCCUGCAGAGAGCUCAUCCUGGAGGAUCAUCUGAAGCCCCCCAAGUGUUCACAGGGAAGUGUUUACUCGGAGAAAGGCAGUCCAUCUCACUUCCUGCUCCCCCGCCCCCACCCUUUGGUUAUCCAGUAUGCACAGACUGAACCCUUUUACCCCUAAGCUCCUUUUUGGGCGUCAUAUGUUCUUUUAAAUGAACUCAAGUCUGAAGGUGGAGGCACAUUUCCUGCAUCCAAACCACAGAUUCUCUACCUGGAACCUAAAGUCUGGGUCCUAUUCUUCUUAUAUUUUAGUUUUCGGAUUGUUGGCCCCUCCACCCAACUUUCCUUCUCUUUUUUUUUUGCUUAGUUUUAUUUGUUAGUUUGUUUGUUUGUUUUGUUUUGCGGCGUCUCCUAAUGAAAUGGUGGCGUACCUGAGAGGUGUUAGCCACCGGAGACGAUAAUAAUCAUCAAAGCUAAAACAGAAACUAUUGUAUGGAUAAUGUAUAAUACCUAGCUUCAGAGGGAGAAAAUAAACGAUGUGGAUUAUAUCUUU